Molecule: messenger RNA, 2514 nt
Organism: Anoplopoma fimbria (sablefish)
Lineage: Eukaryota; Metazoa; Chordata; Actinopteri; Perciformes; Anoplopomatidae
Product: dehydrogenase/reductase SDR family member 13-like
Exons: 6
Coding region: 785-1747 (320 amino acids)
Source: RefSeq, a predicted model, not a curated record
UUUGCUAUGUAAAUCUUUUUUUCAAUGACGGUACAAUACAUUUAGUUGUGUUCUUGUUUUUUUAAAUGUCAGUUCUUUGAAAUGAGAUUCAGGGUUUUUUAUUGCAGGGUGCUUUAAGAAGAGAACAACAAGAAGAGAACAAAGUCUGAAGAGGUCAAACUUCCUUCUCCUUGAACCUUGAACUUCAUAAAAGUUGUUUUGAGUUUUACCUCCUAAGACAUAUAAGAAUAAAGUGACGUGUUCUUUACAUGAUAAACCGGCUCAUCUCUUCAGCUGUAAGGCACCUCAUGAUAAUUUACAUUAUGGAUUAAAUGAUAGUAAUAAAUAUGGCGUGAGAGAUAACGUUAAAGAUGUUCUGCAGCUCUUGAAAUAAACAUAUAAUAUGUUUAUUAUUUAUGAGGGCGGGUCCAGUGAGAGUCUGUGUCAAAAACAGCAAAAAAAAUAAUUCAGACAAACUUUAAAAACUGCAUUUAUGAGACAAAGAUGAAGUUCUCACUCCACUCUAACAGUAAAUGUAGUGAUUCUGUAGUAUUACUGUGAACCAUCCUCCACCAGGUGGCGCUGCAGUCCUUCAGAUUUCUGUGUUUCUGUGGCUGUGAACGAGUGGUGCGUUCAUGUUCACCAUGCAGCAGCGUGAAUGCAUGUUUGUUCUGACGUCACUGACCUGCUUUAAUUUAUUUAUCUGAACUGUUUUAUCAUGAAGCUCUUCACAUUGUGGAGGAUCUGCAGGUUUUGCUGGGUGGAGGAUCUGUAGGUUCUGCUGGGUGGAGGAUCUGCAGUCAGGAUGUUGGAGGAGCUGCUGCUGGCUGCGGCUCUGACGGUCGGAGGGUUCCUGCUUCUCCAAAGGACUCUUCUCAAGAUGCCCAGAUGUCAGAGUGCUGCUCGGUUGGAAGGAAAAACUGCUGUCAUCACCGGAGCAAACACCGGCAUUGGUAAGACCACGGCCAAGGACUUGGCCAGGAGGGGGUGCAGGCUGAUCCUGGCCUGCCGGGACAGACGGCGAGGCGAGGACGCCGUCCGGGAAAUCAUCCAGGAGACGGGGAACAGUCAGGUGAUCUUCAUGCAGCUCGACUUGGCGAGUCUGCAGUCUGUCCGCUCGUUCGCCAACGACUUCCUGCGGUCGGAGUCCCGGCUGGAUCUGCUCAUCAACAACGCCGGUCUGUUGAACGCUGGCAAGACGGAGGACGGCUUCGGGAUGAUCUUUGGGGUCAACCACCUGGGUCACUUCCUGCUGACGGCGUUGCUCCUGGACCGGCUGAAGGCGAGCGGGCCGAGCCGCGUGGUGACCGUGGCCUCUCGGGCGUACGAGAUAGGGACGCUUGAUUUCAAGUGUCUGACGGCUCAGAGGGGCUUCGGCUCCGGAGACAGCAAUUUCCAGCUCCUCCUGAAGUACAGCCACAGCAAACUGUGCAACGUCCUCUUCACCUACGAGCUCGCCAAGCGGCUGCAGGGCUCCUCCGUCAGCUGCUUCAGCCUCCACCCAGGAGUCAUAAAGACAGAGAUAGGUCGCUAUUCAAGUUUCUGGUGGAGGCUCUUCGUGAACCCUUUGGUCUUCCUUUUCGCCAUGGAUGCCGAGUCCGGAGCUCAGACCACGCUCCACUGUGCCCUUGAGCCAGGCAUCGAGCACCUCAGCGGCCACUACUUCUCCUACUGCAAACCCAAGAUGAACAUCAAGGCGGAGGCGAGAGACGACGGUGCCGCAAAGAAGCUGUGGGAGCUCAGCGAGAGUUUCUGCGGCUUGUCCUGAAACCAAAACCUGAAAUCUGAGCUUUGUUUUUGAUUAAUAAUGAUAAUUUUAUAGAUAUUAUAAAUAAUUAAGUCACGAUGACUGAAUUAGUUGUGUGCAUCCUUACACAUUUGUGGCCCUUUAACCAAGAAACUGAAAAGAGUCUAACUGCACUUCAACGCAUCACCAGUAUUAUAUACACAUGAUGAUAAUUAUUGAUUCACAGUAAAGUAAAAGUGAUUAAAUAUUGAAUGUGAUAUAUCACGUCUCCACAGUUCAUUUGAAGUCUCUUUAAGUUGAUUUGAUUCCUAAAGAUCCUCCGCUAUAAUCCAACAUGUUCUUUUGUACUAAUAUUUUAAUUCAACAAGUUUUCAUAUAUAUUAAAUGACAAGAGAAAUGAGUAGUGCAUAUAUCAUUUCUAUAUGUGUGUUUUUUAUAAACCGUGCAAAAUAUACCCAGAUGGUAAACAUAAAAAUAUAUAUUUGAGAUAUGUGUUUUUAAUAUGUUUAUACCGAGGCUUUAUAGAAAAUGUGUCUUUUCAUGACUUAGUUCAAGUAUGAACAACAUAAUUUAGCCUCCAGGAUUAAUGAGGCAUUAGUUUGUUUUUCAAAAUAUUUGAAAAGGAAUUUCUUGUCGUAUGUUUCCACCACAGAGAAGUAAUGAAACACAUCUGCUCUUAAAAUAUAAGACAAAGGUACCUGUUUUGACAAAACAGGACUAAAAAGAUCUGAUGUCAACAACACGUUUAAUUUAUGGAAAAAACGAAAUAUUUUUUAAAUAAAACUUUA